AUGAUCUCGAUCGUGCGUGUGCUGACGUUGUUGUUAAGUGGGGUGUUGUGUGGAACCCGGCUAGUGCAAUGCGCAGGACAAGCCAUUAACAUGUCACAAUACAAGCUCAUGCCGCGGGUGUUCCAUUUCGACGAUUACGACGAGUGUCUGCGCGAUGAUCCAACCGUGCCGGAUGUGUACUGCAUGGUGAAGGCUGUGGUACGACCGGACGAAUCCUCGCCUGUCUGGAACGUGAUCGCUGACUUUUCCGGCAACUGGAAGCAGCAUCUCAACCACGCACAUCUCGACCGAGGCCUGUGCCUAAGCGGAUGCGUCCGGAUGUUGGCUGAGCUUGAGCGUGGAAACAUUACUGAGCGGGAGCUGGACUCGCUAAUCGUGCCAAAGUUUCAGAUCGAUUUUCCGUACAUUUUCAAAAACGGUACGUUCCGAGACGUGGACAUGUACCGGCGCAAGUACUCUGACCUGUUUGCCAAAUGCAUCAACUACGAGCUGCAGCAGAAGCAUGGUUUACAGGCCUACACAGAAAUCGAGUACUGCGACAGUAACAGAGAGUCCUAUCCGAUCGAUAAUAUGGAAAUUGCGUUCUUAGUCGUGCUAGGGGCUUUACUACUAAUUGUAGCUUCCUCCAGCUGGUACGAUCAUCGCUGCAAGCAGGAUCAUGGUCUGACACACUACAAAACGGAGCUUCCUAGCAAGGCAUCCAUGGUCCUGGUAUCUUUCUCGCUCAUUCGUAACUGGUAUCGGCUCACGUCCCGAGGUGACGAUUCUCUGAGCCGCUCCAUUCGCUAUGUGCAUGCAGUAAGAUUUAUAAUUUUCAUGAUGAUCAACAUGGGGCAUAAUGUCCUGUACGCUCAGCCUCGCAAUGCAAUCGUUAUCGAAAGGAGAUUCCAUGAGGUUGACUCUAUGAUGGUAGCCAAUGGAUCGCACAUGGUUACUACAUUCUUCGUCAUCAGUGCACUUAUGUUGGUCCUGUCGCUUGUUACUAAGGUGGAACAGACGGGUAGAAAGAUUGGAUUCCUGGAAAUAAUUAUGAUAUCAAUUGCACGCUACGUUCGCUUAACUCCCGUGUAUGCUUUCAUCAUGUUUCUGGAAGCAACGUGGCUGGUGCGUUACCUCGAUGGUCCUCUUUGGCGCAAAGGAUUCGAGACUGGUCGGACGUACUGUCGCAAGAAUUGGUGGGUCAAUUUAUUGUACAUAAACAACUAUUAUGCCACUGAUGAACCGUGUAUGCAACAUACAUGGUAUUUAGCAGCAGAUUUUCACCUGUUCGUCUACGGGUUGGUAGUAUGCGCAAUAGUAUUACGUUGCUCUAAAUUCCGGACCUACAUUCUGUCCUUUUUGCUGCUGAUUUGCACAAUGGUUGCCGCUAUUAUCGUGUAUGUGAAAGGAUACGAAGCAGUUACGGUUUUGCCACCAGAACCGCUUAGAUUUUUCUUUUGGUAUUGGGAUAUGUACCAAGGAACGUACCUACCGACGCAUAUGUAUCUGGUCAAUUACACGGCUGCUAUUAUGGGCUCCUUCUAUAUGCUUCAUCUUCAAAGAAAGAACUUCAGAACACCAAAGAUGUUUUCGUUACUGUGGUUACUCGCUGUGCUGGCUAUACCUGGAACGUUCGUGGCCGGUUAUUUCAUUUACAACAAUCUAUUCGAGACACCAUCCGUGUGGAUGUCGUUGGUAUUUCCUCUCGGACGAUUAUUUUACACUGCGCUUAUGAUUGUGCUUACUGUCGGUUUCAUCUUCCGGGCAAGCAAACCUAUCCUGCGACUGUUGAAUAUUCACCUGUUUGGCAUCCUCGGUCGUCUCACAUAUUGUGCAUACUUGUGUCACUUUUUCAUUGCCCGAGCAGUCUCUUUCGGUACAAAGCGACAGUCGAAUCUUGAGACAUUCGAGAUGAAUACUGUUAGUUGGUCCACUCUUGUAAUGUCUUACGUCCUUGGAUGGUUGCUCUGCUUGAUACUUGAAUCGCCGUUCAUUGCGCUACAGAAGAUCCUUUUCGAGGGAUUGUACGGCAAUAAAAAAUCGACCGAAACGACUCAUAACAAUCUAAAUGAAAACCUGUGUACAACGACAAUAAUUAUACCAUCUAACACUCCAGUAGAAAAGCAACAAGCAAAUGAUGAGGAAUCAUUACAAAAGUCCAUCGAACAGAUUUACUAA
Anopheles nili is the source of this 2157-nucleotide messenger RNA. RefSeq names its product nose resistant to fluoxetine protein 6-like. Bases 1 to 2157 code for a protein of 718 amino acids. The transcript is spliced from 12 exons. Gene Ontology annotation, molecular function: acyltransferase activity, transferring groups other than amino-acyl groups. Lineage: Eukaryota; Metazoa; Arthropoda; Insecta; Diptera; Culicidae. The record is from RefSeq and is a predicted model, not a curated record.